Molecule: messenger RNA, 10502 nt
Organism: Coccinella septempunctata (seven-spotted ladybird)
Lineage: Eukaryota; Metazoa; Arthropoda; Insecta; Coleoptera; Coccinellidae
Gene: brp
Product: ELKS/Rab6-interacting/CAST family member 1
Exons: 19
Coding region: 412-6861 (2149 amino acids)
Biological process (GO): neuromuscular synaptic transmission; regulation of synaptic plasticity; maintenance of presynaptic active zone structure
Cellular component (GO): cytoskeleton of presynaptic active zone
Molecular function (GO): structural constituent of presynaptic active zone
Source: RefSeq, a predicted model, not a curated record
AUAUGAUUUAAAUAGAAGGCAACAACACAGACCAUUCAGUUUGAUCGUGCACACAUACAGAGCGUGUAUUCGAAGAAAAAACAGUCGAAGUGACGUUCGUGCUGUGAGAGAAAAAUCAGGAGGCAGUUUGAUAUUGGUUUUUCGAUAGAGACUAACGGCAAAGCUAUACUAUGUGAUUUCACUAGGCUAGGGAACCGGCGAUGUCGAUACUCUCCCCAACGUCUCCGUCGAUGUACACCCCUUCGCGGGGGCGUAAGAUGCGUGCGGGGACCGCGUGCAUGUGCGCGCGCAUCUCCUACACUCUAGCCGUCCAUUGAUCACCCACGUCGAGGGGGUCAGAGUGUGAAGUGCCGGGGGUAGCGAAAACCGCUCGCAAGUGACUGUUUGUGUGAAUAGUGGAAAUGACAUGAGAUGUCCCGAGACGCGUACGUGGGGGGUACGAGGUCGCCGCGCGGCGUGAGGCUGCCUACCGACCGCUCCCCCAGCCGGGGGGGCUAUCCCGGGGGGGGUAAGCCCCUCAGGCCCUCCAGAUCGGGCAACAACUCGCCAGAUCACGCUUACGGUUAUCACCACCAAUCGCCGUAUUACAGAGACGAAGAUCUGGGCAGCCCCAUGCUGGAGGAGCGGGGAAGGCCCAUGGCCGUGGGGCCGGGGCACCACAGGAGCAGGAGCGCUACGAGGCCUGCUAACCCCAUGACCGUUCGAUACCAGUCUCUGGACAGGGGACCGACGGUUGACCACGACAGGGAGUUUUUGCCGAUUAGAGAUAGGAGGGAUAGAUCGCUAGAUCGCGGCCUCUACUUUGACGACGAGCCCUACAGCAGUCGUUCCACCAGACAAUCCCCCACCAUGCAUCAACCCUUCAUCGGAGACCUUCAGCAUCAGAAUUCAGACCUGCAGAGGGAGUUGAAUAAUCUGAAGAAAGAGCUCGAACUCACCAAUCAAAAACUGGGCUCUUCCAUGCAUUCCAUCAAGACCUUCUGGAGUCCGGAACUGAAGAAAGAGAGGGCUCUCAGGAAGGAGGAGUCGGCCAAGUACAGCUUGAUAAACGAUCAGCUGAAGCUGCUCAGUAGCGAGAAUCAGAAACAAGCGAUGUUGGUAAGGCAACUUGAAGAAGAGCUCAGAAUGAGAAUGCGUGGACCAAGUAUUGAAAUGCAGCAACAGAUGGAUGCACUCUACCAGGAGAAUGAACAUCUGACUAGAGAAAUAGCAAUACUGAGGGAUACUAUAAAGGAACUAGAACUCAGGAUAGAAACUCAGAAGCAGACCCUACAAACCAGGGACGAAAGUAUAAAAAAAUUGUUGGAAAUGCUGCAAAACAAAGGAAUGGGUAAGGAAGAGGAGAGGCAGAUGUUCCAACAGAUGCAGGCAAUGGCCCAAAAACAGGAGCUUGACGCGGCCAAUGAGACAUUGCGCACCCUCCAAUCACAGCUGGAAUUGGUACCCUCCCCCUCCAGCAGUACGGUCCGCGUGCUUCUUGACACAAAAGACGCUAGAAUAUCGACGUUGGAGCGGGAGGUCAAUCUGUUGGAAUGCGAGGUCAGGAGGUUGGGUGGGAACUUAGACCAACCCCCCACCCUCAGCCUCAGUCAAUCGGAAAUACCUCAAGCCGCGCCGUUCAAGCGACAACUCGACGAAUUUCGCGUGGAGAUACAGCGUAGGGACCAAGAGAUCCUGGCGAUGGGCGCCAAGAUGAAAACGCUGGAGGAACAGCACCAGGACUAUCAGCGACACAUUGCCGUGCUCAAAGAGUCCCUGUGUGCCAAGGAGGAACAUUACAACAUGCUCCAGGCCGACGUGGAGGAGAUGAGGCAGAGGCUGGAGGAAAAGAAUAGACAUAUCGAGAAGAAGACGCAGCAGAGUCAGCAGGAGCGUGCCAGGGCAGCUGCUGAGAUGGCGGAAAUGAGGGAGCACAUGGAUAUCAAGGACAGGAAGAUAAACGUUCUUCAGAGAAAGGUCGAAAACUUGGAAGAUCUUCUAAAAGAGAAAGACAACCAAGUAGAUAUGGCAAGAGCAAGGUUAUCAGCCAUGCAAGCACAUCACUGCUCUUCAGAAGGAGCACUUUCCUCCCUCGAAGAAGCCAUAGGCGAUAAAGAAAAACAAAUGAAUCAACUGAGGGAGCAGAGAGAUAGAGCCGAACAAGAAAAACAGGAGGAGAGGGAACUACACGAGAGAGAAAUCGCUGACUACAAGUUGAAGAUACACGCCCUAAACAGCGAAGUAGAAAAGCUGACUGCGAGGUUGGAUAGAGCUCAAAAUGACAGAGAUAGGCUAGAAGCCAAGUUGGAGAGUUCCCAAUCUGAACUUGGCAAGAGCAAAGCGGAAUUGGACAAAGCCACUAUUGAAGUUGGUAGAAGUGGACAAGAUUGGGAACAAGCGAGACAGAGACUGGCCAGGCUGGAGUUGGAGAAUGAGAGGUUGAAACAAGAGGUCGACAGAUUAACUCUAGAGAAGGAUAGGGACAGGCCUAGGAGUACAACAUUCGGAAGAACAACUUACGCGAGUAGUCACGAGCUGGAUAGAGUCCAAGAGCAGGCAGAUAAAACAUCAUCUGAUCUUAGAAGGUGUCAGGCUGAACUGAGAGUUACACAAGCGGAUAGCGAGAGAGCGAAAAACGAAGCCAAAGCGUUGCAAGAGAAAUUGGAAAAGUCCCAGGGGGAAUUAUAUCGCCUCAAGGCCCGUCUGGAGAAUUCGCACCAGGAGCAGGAUCAUCUUCGGGAAGAGCUGGAAAGAUUCCAGUCUACGACGGCAAGGUUACACGCCGACAAAGAUCGAGCAUUCGCAGAACUGGACAAGCUCAGGGAGGAACUGGAGCAUUCACAGGGGGCCUUGGGAAAGUCUCAAGCAACACAGGACAAGCUACAAGCCGCUCUGGACAAGGCGCAGACAGAAGUAGACAAACUACAAGAAAAACUAGACAAGUCCAUUGGGGAGACCAGGAGACUACAACUGGAGAAAGAAAAAGUAGCAUACGAUUUAGAGAAUACCCAGUCGCAAUUGGACAAGGCUCUAGGACAGUCUGCUCGUCUUCAGAAAGAAAAAGAAUCCGCUCAAAUAGAAGCAGAUCGACAUAGGGACAAACUUGACAAAGCACAGUCCCAAAUUGGACGUCUGCAGAAGGAAAGAGACUCCUUCUACGAUGAGUGCGAGAAGUUGAAGGAAAAAGUGGAACAACAAAUAACCCAGAUGGCCAAGAUUCAGAGGGAGAGGGCUGAUAUCGAAUCUGAAGUUGAUAUUCUGAAGGAGAGAUGGGAGAAGACACAUAUGAUUCAGCAGAAACUCCAGAUCGAGCGAGACGAUGCAAUAACCGAAAUAGACAUUCUGAAAGAAAAGUUGGACAAAUCGAUAUACGCCUGUCAGAUUGCCGAGAAAGAAAGGGAUUCUCUGCACAGGGAAUUCGAGAAAGUCCUGGAGAAAUAUGACAAGUCCCAAAACGACCUGUACAGGGUACAGUCCAAGGUUGACAACUUACAGCAAGAGAAGGACAGGCUAGAGAUUGAAAAUGAGAAGCAACUGAUACUCACAUCCAAACUGAGGGAAGAACAACGCAAUGUACAAGAUAAACUCGAUCAUCUCCAGGAGAUGUACGAUCGCACAGCCCUACAGCUGGGAAGAGCCAAGGAAUACGAAGAGAAGUCCAAAGAAGAAAUCGAAAGACUCAACAUUGAUAUCGAGAUGGUCAGAGAUCGAUACGAAAAAGCUCAGAUCGAAGCUAGAAGAAUUCAGAGUGAGAAAGAGAAAUUCCAGUCCGAGAACGAGAGGCUUCAGUAUGAACUGGACAGAGCACACACGCAAAGCGCCAAAUCUCAAGCUAGCUACGAGAAAUGUCAGGAAGAGAUCGCGAGGUUGCAGAUAGAAGCAGAAAAAGCGCACGAAAAGCAUGAUAAACUGCAGAAUGAGUUCAGGAAGGUGGUAGCCGAGUACGACGCCUUGAGGGAGACCACCACAGGAUCCACCAGUAGAUACUCAAGGUACGAAAGAGAAGAAAUGAGAACGAAAGAAGAAAACGAAAGACUUCGUGCGGAAGUAGAUCGACUGCGGGAAAGAUUGGACAAAACGUUAACAGACUUGGACAGAUCAAGAAAAGACCUUGCCCUCGCCGAAACCACCAAAGGUAAAUUCUCCUAUGAAGACGAGAAAGAAAUGCAGAGAUUACGAGAUGAACUGCAGAGAACGGUAAGCAAUAAUCAACACCUCGAAGACAAACUCCACGAGGUCACUCUACAGCUCGAGCUUGCAAGAUCGGAAGUGGCCAAAGUGGCAGGAGGACACGACAAGCAACGACACGAGCUGGAACGAGCCAUGAUAGAAUGCGAGAAACUAAGAGAUAGGCACGACAAAUUGAAAGCACAAUGUGAUAAACUAGAAAAAGAUAACGAAAAAUUAAGAACGGAUAUAGCACAAGCAGAAAGACGUCAGACAUUGGCCGCCGACAAGGUCAGAAACGACGAGAGACUGGAAAUAGAAAGAUUGAAGGAGAAACUCGAGAAAGCAAUUCAGGCCAGAGACGCGACAGAAAGGGAAGCUGGAAGGUUGGCUCAGGAGCUCGAAAAAUCGCAGAUGCACUUGGCGAAAGCACUCGAAACGAACGAUGCCACUAAGAUCGAAUUCGAACGGAUGGCCACUGAGCUCACGAGGAUGCAUGAAAGGAUAGAAAGAGACUCACUUGACUGGAAGACUCUAGAACAAGAAAGAGAUCUACUCCGAGCUGAAUUGCAGCAGAUAAGAACCGGGCUGGAAUCUCAGAGAAGAACGAUGGACCACCGAACUCAAGAAACGAUUGUUAAACUGCAACAAGAACUGGCACAAGUCAACAGGGAAAGAGAAAAAAUGGCUGCUAUGUUCGAUAAACAAGGACGGCAAGGUGAGAGUAUAGAGAAACAAAUAAUCAAAUACGAGGCAGAUAUCAAACAGUUAACAAUGGAGAGAGACCAAUUGGUGGUACAGUUAGAGAAGAGCCAAGACAUGCUGAUGAACUUCCAACAGGAACUGAAUCAGAGUGAAAGCGAACUAGAAAAACAAAAGGCGGAAGUGAACAGGCUCAAGAACGAGCAGAAGAAGAUGUCGCAAGACAUGGAAAGGGGGACCAAGGAUAUAUUAGAAAGCAGAAACGCCGAGAUACAGAAGAUACAACAACAACUACAAGCUGUACAAAAAGAACGAGAUAAUCAUAAGAAUCGAGCAGACAAGGCGGAGAAACGGCUUCAAGAAUCUGGAGCUAGGGGUGAUUCUGAAUUGGAACAGUGGAGAAAAGUUGUCGAACAAGAAACCAAUAGGGCUGACAUUGCUGAAAAAACAGCUCAGGAUCUUCAGAAACGAAUACAAGUUAUGGAGAAACAAUUACAACAGCAGCUCAAUCAGAUGGCGCAAUAUCAGAAGGAAAGAGGUAUCCAACCUCAGCCUGCUGUUGAUGACAAGGAGCUCAAUAGGCUGAGAAAAGAGUUGGAGAAGGCUCAAGCCGAAGUCAGGAAUAAGGACACUGAGAAAGAAAGACUGCAAGCUCAGCUGGAAAUGUUGGUACAAGAAUUAGAAAGGAACCAGAUGGAGUUGAUGGAAACGCAAAAGAAACUGCAGAACGCUGCAAGCCAAAAGCCAACCGAAGAUCUGAGUGGACAGAAGAAAAAGUUGGAAGAUGAGAAAAAACGAUUGGAUGAUUACAAGAGACAAGUUGACGAACAAAAGAAGGCCAUCGAUGCCAAACAUAGGCAAGUGGAGGAGAAGGAGAGGCAAUUGUCUGAAUUAGAAAAGGAACUGAAGAGAAGAAAAGAACAGAUGGACCAACUAGAACAUUCCCUCCAGAAGGCUGGUGGUAGUGCAGCUGCUGCUGGAGAACUUAACAAAAAACUAGCUGAAGCCGAGAAGAACUUACAAAAAGCACAAGAAGAGGCAAAGAGAUCAGCAGGUGAAAUGGAAAGACUUCUACAAUUGGUUCAGAUGAGUCAGGAGGAGCAGAAUUCGAAAGAGAAGCAAAUAAUGGAAUUACAACAAGCACUGAAAGCAGCACAGGCAAAACUGAAAAAUCAACAAACAGUAAAUGCACAAUUAGAGGAACAAAGAAAACAAGCAGAGAAUCUUUCGAAUGACAUGAAGAAACUCGACGACGAACUCUAUUCGAAAAAUAAACAAAUAAGUCAAUUGUUAGAAACUAAUGAAGAACAAGAUAAACUCAUAAAAGUUAAAGACGAGGAAAUUGAACAAUUACAAAGAGAAUUGAGAGAAAAGAGUGAGAUUGCGAUAUUGAGAAAUGGAGGUGAUGAUAAAAUACUGAAAAACGAAUUGGAUGAGAGCAACGAAGAUUCCUCUUGUGAUGAGACAUUGAAAGAUCUGGAAAAUAUGUUGGAGAAGUCGGAUUCGAGCGAGAAAAGGAUAAGGGAGCUGGAGAACGCACUAAGGGAAACGAUUCGGAUAUCUACUGAGAGGGAGCAAGUACUACAGGACGAAGAAAGGAAAAGGAAGGAUAUAAUGCAGAAGGUAUUCAAACUAGAGCAGCGAUUGUUAUCUCUCCAAACAGCCCAAGCAUUGAGAUGCCAUUCUUGCAACCAAUAUGUCAAAAGGAUGACCAACCUAGAAUCUAAAUUAACGAGAUUAUUAUCUGAGCGGAAGGAGAAUUUAAGAGAGCUCAACAGAAUGAAAAUGGAUGCAUUGGAAUCAGCUAUCAGCGAGAAGGAUGCACAUUUGGCAUUUCUAGAAAUGAGUGGAAUCAGAAAUGCAAAACAAGAUGACGAGGCUGAAAAAUUGCGAUUGGACAAAAGGAAACUAAUGGAUCGUUUGAAAAAAGAAAACGAAAUCAGCAUGUCACUAUGUCAUCAAGGUGAAAUUGCUACAGAUUCAGACUCCUUCAACAAUUCCGAUGAAGACUAAUCAACCUAAGUUCCUCUGUAAAACUCCUCUAGCAAUAAUGUUCAAAUGAGGUUUGAUAUUCAUUAGCAUUAGGACCUGGUAGGUAGAUAUUGUUGACUUCAUUUUGGAAUAAUUUGAAACUAAUCCAAGCUUUGUUUCGUCUCCUACCAGAUCAGUUCGCACUGCCUUUACUAAUUUCAAGUAACAGGUAACACGUUUUCCAAAAUGGACCGUAUAAAGCAUUUCAAAAAUUGCUGCCACGACUUUUUUAAAAUAGCUAGGCUCCUUCUGGAAAACCGUUCGAAUAUCAUGAAUGACCAAACAUGAUGUAUUUUCGAAUUCGAGUUGAGAAUUGUUCAGAUUUUGAGCAUGACAAUAAUAAUUCGAAGGAAUGAGGCAAUAUCUUUUUUUGAGUAUCUAUUAAUUCGUAUGUUUCGUUUUUUCUUUCGAUGGACGUUUUGAAGAGUUUCAAUUGUUACCUCAACGAAUUGAACUACUAAAAAGUAUUUUUAAAUAUAUUCUUGUAUUAUUGCAUAUCCAACUUUUCAUAGUAACUUCUAUCCCCACUUCUUCGAAUUUUCCUUCUCAAGUCCAAACCUGUCCUCAAAGUAGGUGUUGAGUGUUGGUUUGUCUGUAAGAAAAUAUACUGAGGAAUUUUCGUGUUCUAGAUCUCUAUUAAACUCUAUACUUUCGAUACAAUCAUGAGAAAUUCCAAUGUAGAAGUUCAAAAAUAGUCGAACAGUCUACUUUUGAGAAUGUAGCCUCAAUCUCAAUUAGAUAAUUGAUAUUUUUCUGUAGUAUUUCGUCCACAUAGAUGGGUACUAAAUACUUCGAGAGAUUCAGAAUUUUUCCCAAACUAUACGAAAUGAGGUACCUACUAUACAGCGAUACUGUAUUCUUUCGUUUUCGUUAAUUCUCUAUUCGUAGUAGAAUUUUUUCAGUAUUUCCUUGAAAAUGGAUAGCAAUAAUGAAUGCAAAGAGAAUCAUAAACCUUGCAAUGACAAGCAAGGAAAUGAACAAAUGUAACAAAAAACUGGGUAGUGAAUGUUCCCUACACUACACUAUAUUUAUUAGUUUCUCUUUGAGCGAAAGUUAAACGUUCUACGUUCAAUUCCACGAGGUAACGAAGUGUCAUAAAUAUGACUUAUUUUCAAAUUCCAUUUAAAUGCGGCUAUAAUUUUUUAUCGAAAUAAACCUAGAGUAUAAUGUAAAAUAUAUUCAAAUAACUAUAUGAAAUAAUAAGUUAAGCGAGUGAUCUCCACCGAUAUAUUAUCAGUGAGACGAAAAAAAAGCACUUUAGACGGUUGUUGGUAUGUAUCGUAGCCUUCUGAGUUCUCCUGUGAGGGAUUCGCUGAAGGCCAACUUCAUUCUGUAAAAAGUUUAUCCUUCUCUAUAUGAAUCAUAUAGCUAGCCUAUGUACUCAUUCGUGCAAAUAUGUAUGUAAACUUAAGUCAUACUAGUUGAUUCAAAAAUGAUCAUUUAAAUGCCUUUGUAUAUCGAAUAAUGUACAUUUAUUGUCAUAUCAUUAGGGCCGAGCGACACUGCCAUUAUCAUGUUUCGUGUAAAUAUUUUCGUCAGUUGUUGAUUCGCUCUUCUUAGUAUGUUGGCCCUUGACGUUCGAGCCAGAGAUGUAAACGAGGUCUGCUUUCGAUGGGGAUAACAGAGACUCUGGGGAUAAACAGUCAGGUCACCGAACUCUCAAAUCCCCAUCUAGGUUGAGAAAUCACGUCAAGACACAUAUUUUCAAGGGACUCUAUCUCACUUGCAUGAUCCUUUUUCUGUAUAUGCCGUAUGUAGCUUCAACUGAAUAUAUUUUGCAUCGUCUUAAAAGACGAACUUAAGCUUACAGAAUAAAACUGAUACAGAGCAUAAUACCAUUAAAAUGCUCACGAAAGCUCAAUUUCCAUUCUAAUCUAUGUACCUAUGCCCAAAACUCUCCAUAUAGUCAAAGACGAUACUUCAACGGUAUUUGCACUCACAUUAAUUUCGAAAAAGGGUCUACCUUUUCUGUUGAGGAACUUCGGGCAAUUCGGCUUUUAAUAGGUUAAAAAUUAUACACUGGACAAAAAAACCGGACAAACAAAAUGUUCACAGAAUUCACUUUAAAAUAGCUUUUUAAGGUGUGCAUCAAUUUUGAUCCUUUUAUUGUCUAUUCGUAGCCUAUCUCAUCUUAUUUAUCACUCGAUGUCGAGCCUGCAGGCAUUUUAAUUGAGUUUGAUGGUGUACAGGGUAGAACAACAAAAUGAUCAAAAUCGAUGCACACCUGAAAAAGUUAUUUUAAAAUGAAUUUGUGAAAAUUUUUCCUGAUCGUUUUUUUUGUCCAGGAGUGUGUUUCAGAGCAUGUAAAGUCCUAAUCUAUCUAUACCCUAUUAUAUUAGAUAGAAAGAAUUUGCAAUUAGAUAAGCGACUUCUUUUACAUUUCUGGUUCAAACCACAUCAGUAUAAACACAAGCUCAUCGCUGCUGUCAGAUAAUUAAUAAUUUUUGAGAAAACUAAUAACUACCACAAUUUCGAUUAAAGUACAUCGUAUACUUCUUCAAUAAUUCCCUGGAAUCAGUAUUUUUUAAUUCCAAUGUUGAAGCUCUCACCAGAUUGAUCAAAGACCAAGUAAAAUUUAGCUGCAUAUUUCACAUUUUCUACGACCAGUCAACCUGAAACUAUUCGAAUAUCUAAUUUUGCUUGACAUUUUCUGUCUGCAUCGAGGUUUUUUCUUGAUGAAGAUAAAUAAAAACUCCCUAAUCAACAUUAUUCCGAGAUAUAUGGAACUUUUCAAAUUCACCAAAAUACCUAUGAAAAGCGAUGAGAUGUCUCUCUUAUCUAGAGUAGGUAUAUGAACGUGUAUUAGGUACCGAAUAUUUUAUCUACACUCGCCAUUCCAAAUUAAUAUCACAAAGAAGCAUUUAUCGAGAAUAGCACAAUAAAGAAAAAAACUAGUUAAGUAUUAUUCGAGAUUCUUAUGUGAAUUUCAUUUGCAUUUAUUCAUUCUUCCCUUCAUAUUAACAAUGACACCUCUUCAAUUCAAAUGAAGAAUCUUUAAUUGAUGGUAUUUUGCUUGGAUAUACCAAAUUUGUAAAAAAAGUCGAUGUUAUGGAUCUGGAAGAAUUACAAAAAAAUCCCACAAGCUAUCAUCCCUAUGUUAACAAAAAAUUACUUGGUAUUCUUCCAACACUUAUUCUAAGAUCAAUCAUCACAUAUCUCAUACAUCAUCAAUAAAAAGCUUUUUAUAAAUAUCAAAUCGUCAAAAAUCGUUCUCUUAGUUUAUUUGGAAAAUAAAAUAAGUUAAGGUACGAGAUACUUUCAUGUUUAUAUUUCAUUUUCAUUACAUUGUUAAAUAUGUUUUUUAUUUUAGAUUUUAUUGUGAUCUUGUUAGAGAAUAACCAUAUAAUUUAUAGAAGUAAACGUGUUUUAUAUUUCCUCGACCAUGUUGACUUUAAUUGAGUUUUCGUCUAUGUGAACAUUAAAAUCAUAGUAACUCAAUUUCAAUACCUACUUCGAAUGUAAUCUUUUGAUCUUGCGAAAGACGUUAUUGAAUUGUGAACUUGAAAAUGUAUAGAGAAUUAAUAGUUAGGUAGCCCAUGUUAUUUUUUCGAUAUUUCGGUUAUGCUGUUGUAAAAAAAUUGUUAAGUAUUAUGUAUGAAAGUGUGAAAUGAAAGUGAUAAAAA